AUGGAUCUUUCAGACUACCUUUGCCAGAACGAGAUAGAUCAAUUGAAUCAGGUUUUCGAGAUCUCCCUUCGCCAUGAUUCUGCACUCGUCUUCUGGACCGGCAUAUCUCAACAGCUCGCUCAGGAUUGGGCCCGUAGAAACGACCUAAAGACGCUCACUAUUGCUAUGGGUUCAUUAUAUGCCAAAGGCAGUCAAGGCAGGCCAAAGUCUCGAAAGUCUAAGAAGGCGUGGUCCAAAUAUAUGAAAGGCGCAUCCUGGAUAUUUGCACAACAGGCUUGCCAAAACAGGUAUGCCAUCGUACUCACAAAUGCACCGCCGAAUGUCUACAGCACGCGCGAAGACUCAAGUUUCCGCGAAAUUGAAGAGCCGAUACUCAAAGGAAUUGAGAGCGAUCGACAUACAAUACAAAUCGAGUAUGUGCAUCCAAAAUUUUCGGGUGCUGCGAGCUUUCGUUAUCAGACAUGGCCUGAGAAUCGUUCUUCGGAAUGGCAUAGCUUCUUGGAAUGCAUCACCAUCAAGGAUAUGGUGAAAAGGUUCGUCCAGCGUGCUAAAUUAAGGCGAUCAGAAGUAAUAGUGGAAUUGGAGAAUAUGACGCCUCUACACAAUUCAGAGCACUCGGUUUCUCUUGACACCGUAUAUAGAGACGGACAACAGGAGAGUGCGCAGCAGGUUAGGGCGGCCGGGCGAGCCCAGGUUGCGGGAGAGCAGCAGACAGCGCGAGCGAAGAAGGCAGCAAAGCAACUCAAGGUCGAGAGAGAGCAGCAGGCAGCGCGAGCGAAGAAGGCAGCAAAGCAACUAAAGGUCGAGAGAGAGCAGCAGGCGGCGCAAGCGAAGAAGGCGGCAAAGCAACUCAAGGUCGAGAGAGAGCAGCAGCAGGCAGCGCGAGCGGAGAAGGCUACAAAGCAACUCAAGGUCGCGAAGGUUUUGACUUGCAAGGUUCCCGGAGCAACGUUUCUGCCAUGCCUAGGGUGA
Messenger RNA from Recurvomyces mirabilis, 972 nucleotides. RefSeq lists its product as uncharacterized. The record is from RefSeq and is a predicted model, not a curated record. The transcript has a single exon. NCBI's taxonomy places the organism in Eukaryota, Fungi, Ascomycota, Dothideomycetes, Mycosphaerellales, Teratosphaeriaceae. Bases 1 to 972 code for a protein of 323 amino acids.